Molecule: messenger RNA, 3714 nt
Organism: Dendronephthya gigantea
Lineage: Eukaryota; Metazoa; Cnidaria; Anthozoa; Malacalcyonacea; Nephtheidae
Product: serine/arginine repetitive matrix protein 2-like
Exons: 16
Coding region: 72-2777 (901 amino acids)
Molecular function (GO): RNA binding
Source: RefSeq, a predicted model, not a curated record
GAAGAAUCCAAGAUUACAAAAACAUUUUGCCAAGAUGGCAAUGUGAAAUUCAAUUCUUUGCGAGAAUUUAAAUGGUUUCGUACGGCAGAAGUAUGGAUUUCUCUGAAAUUGCUGAGGAUGAUAUUUCAAAUUUGGGAUUUGAGUUUGAUACUGACCAAAGUACGCCUGCAAAGAAACAGGGAGGUGGAGGGAGAGGUGGAAGGAUGCAUCCACAAGGAAUCCCACACCAGAGAGGUUUUGGUCCAAGGGGGGGACCUCCAAGAUUUAUGGGUCCAGGUGGUCCAUUUCCACCUAUGAGACCUCCAUUUCGGGAACCUCCUUUCCCACAUGAUGGCCCACCUUUCGAUCACUCAUUUGAUCAUGAAAGUCCGCCAUUUGAUCAUAGAGGACCACAUUUUGAACCACGAUUUGGUCCCCGUGGACCACGCGGUCCUCGAAUGGAACCACCAUUUUCACCGAAAGGGCCUCAUUUUGGCCCACGAGGUCCACGGGACCAUCCUAUGAACCGUCCAAUGCCACCAGGAGGCAGUCCAGGUGAGCGACCUGCAGGACAAGGAGAACGUACAGUGCGGCCAAAUCAACCAAAUCGCUCCAAUACAUUGCCUAAAGGACCUCGAACGCCUCAAACUAGACCACAACAGCAAAGCCAGGGAGGUGAAACCCAAGCAAAACUUCAAUCAACGCCACAAAAACAGCCAAACCAGAAUAAACCCAAAAACGAUUCAGGAAAAACAAGUGAGAAUGGUUCACGUAAAGAACAGGAUCAGAACGCGGUAAAAGGCUCGGAAGUCAAAGAUGUUGUUAAGGAAAAACACGAAUGUGACGGUGAAGAAAAUGAAUCGAAUGAUGUUGAUUUGGAAGAUGCCGUGAGUAUUCAUGGGGAUGAAGAAUUCGAUAUUGAAAAGGAUCAGGAAGAGCAAAAUAAGGAGAUAAAGAAACAAAAUACUGCUGAUUCUAAGAUAAAAAGUAAGAGUGAAAAUGAAGAAAAAGGGAAACCUAAGGGUGACAGAUCAGAAGAUAAAAAGGAUUUUAAUCGUGGAAGAGGACGAGGUGGUAGUUUUGGUCGUGGAAGAGGAUUAAAUCGUGGUAGAACACCACCAAGGUUUCAUGGACCUGAGCGGGAUAUGCAUCCUCCUUUUCACGAUAAUGGGCCUCGACCAUUUCCAGCAGGACCAUUUCACCCUAAUUUUCGUGGACCACCUGUUGGAAAAAAUAUUCACGUGAAUCCUCGUUUUAUGGCUCCUAGGCCUGGGUUUGAAGGUCAUCGUGGUCCUCCUCCCAUGAGACUUCCAGGUCCAUUUCCUGGCCAGGUAUUACCACCGCCACCAGAUCUACAAGUUAGAGGAUUGCCACCAAGGCCUGGUUUACCUGGAAAUCCAGAAUUAGCACCACGAUUUGUUUCUCCGCCGCAGGCAGCGAUAACACCUGCCGGACAAAGAAUAGUCCCUGCUGGGCCGUUGCCUGUUGCUGAUGCUAUGGUUGUACGAAAUCCAGCUGCUGGUCUUCAUCACUCGGCACAGUUUGCACCUGGAAUGGCGCCUGUCUUGCGUCCUGGUCUUCCAGCUGCACCGCACGCGCCGUUAAGUGGUGCUACAAUGGAUCGCAUUUACCUUAACCAGAGAAUGAUUGGCAACGAGCGAGCAGAUUUAGCUGCAUUAUAUAAUAAUCCGGCUUUCAUUGCGAGGCAACAGCAAUACCCUACCGCUGCCAUGCAACAAGCCAUGUAUGAUAUGCAGAACUGGCAACAACAAAUGCGUAGAGAUCAAGCUUUUGACAGAGAAUCAGCAGAACGACAGACUAAACGCACACGCGAGAAAUCUAAUCGAAAAUAUAGCGACAAUAGCGAUUUAAGUAGCCGCUCAAGAUCUGGUUCGUUCUCAGACUCUCGAUCGGACUCUCGUUCUGGUUCGUCUUGGAGUCGGUCAAGGUCACGUUCAUUGUCACCAUCACCAACGCGAUCAUGGUCUAAAUCAAUAUCCAGGUCUAGAUCCAGGACUCCGGUGAGCCGUACCCGCUCUUCUCCAAGACGUGAAGUUCGAAUACCUAGAGCAGGCUCACCAUCCAGACGUACAGAGAGAUCAGCUAAGCGAACUAGAGAGACACGUAGAGAGUCUAGAAGAGAAAAAGACAGGAAGAGCACGAGGGUCGGAGAACCUCGUAACAGGUCUCCGCGUUUUAGGCGUGGACCGCGUGUUGAGAAAGGUCGUGAGAAACAGAGUGAAAGGUCACGAGGAGAUAGAGGGAAACGUGACGGUUCAAAGGAAAGACGAGACAGGGAGAGAGAUCGAAAAAAUGAACGAAGUAGAAAUAACGAGAAUGAGAGUAGGGAGAGAGCGGGUAGUAAGCGCUCAAAGGUCGAGAGUCGUGGAGUUCGAGAAUCUCAUGGGAGUAGUAGGCAUUCCCGCAAAAGCACUCCUGAUCGAAAGUCUUCAAAUGCUGACAGCAAAACAAACCGAGUUGUGGCGACUAAAUCCAGUAGCUCUGGUAAACCCGCAAACCGCAUUGUGAUUGGUUCUUUGCCCAACUCUAUCACUCCAUUUAAACUGAAGGAUUUAUUGGCAACUAUUGGACCUAUUGAGCAACUGAAAAUGUCUACAACAAAGCAUAAAGCCUUAGUGACGUUUGAGAAAUAUGAGCACGCUUUAGCUUGCAGGCGAAAGUUUCACAGGUAUGUGCAUAAUUUCGUAAUUUUUUAUGUAGCUUUUCAAUUCACUUUCGCUAAAAUGCAGGGCGCAAUAGUAAAAAACCUAAAAAUGACCAGUGGUUUAAUUCAGUAAUCAUUUAUCGAUUAACCGAGUUUCACUAAACCUAAACAUUGUACGUAUUAAAAUAAAAUGCUUUAGUUGCAGAAAUUUGCUUAUUUAUAGGCAGAGUAAAUUGGUAAGUAAAAAUGAAUCGCUUAAUUUUUAACGCCAGUAAUAUGAUAUUUUGGUAAUGCGACAAAAAAUAACUUAUUUGCAUCUUCAAGGGGAAAUGGAAGUAAAAAUGUACCAAAUAUGAAGGUUAGAAUUUGUUUGAUUGUUUGUUUGUUUGUUUUCGUCGUUGAUUUUUAUGUUUUUACGUUGCGUAUAUUUUAUGUUACGUCUUUUUAUUUUUUGUUUCUUUUGUGUCGGGUAAUUGUGGGUGAUAUGUCUGCGGUACAAAAAUAGCUGGACUAAAGGAAUUUAUGACAAACUAAAAUAACUGAAUUGUCUUCUGAAUUAUUGCUUGUACCUGUUGCAAAGCAUCGUAUAUGAUGGUGCCAGUAGAGACUGCGCUGUAUUGACACGAAUAACCCUUUACUUCAUGCUUGUACGUAAUUGAAUAACUAUGUUUAGUAACAAUGAAUAGUUCUAAGAUGGUAUUAUAAACACUGUCUGAUCAUAUUUGUUCAAAAAGUCUUCCAAGGCAUACUUUAGGUAAACGUCGAAAUACACCUUUCAACAGUAUAGUGCCCCGUUUCAACAUAGCCGGACGAAAGGUUUCGUUUAGGCAUUUUGAAACGAUGUUUCUAUUUUGUAACCGAAUAUGACAUUUCUUGGGCAAAGAGCCUGGACGAGUAAAACUUCAGCCUGUAUUCCUGUCUAUGUUGAAACAAGGCCUAGGGGUGCUGGGGCCGAUUGUAUAAAAUGUAUAGUUAGUGAAUUUUGGAACAAGAAGGAAUUUCGUUUUAAUCGGUAUAUUUGUUUACAUUUUUUUUAGACAAAGCCAAUCAGAAUGCCUACAUUUUUAAUA